This is a messenger RNA of Staurois parvus, 525 nucleotides long. NCBI's taxonomy places the organism in Eukaryota, Metazoa, Chordata, Amphibia, Anura, Ranidae. The record is from the annotation of a GenBank genome assembly.
AGCGGGGCACUGGGCCACCAGGCGAAGCAGCGGGCACCGGGCUUCCAGGCGGCGGAGCAGCGGGCCCCCAGGAGGGGCGGCGGGCGCCGGGCCCCCAGGAGGGGCGACAGGCAUCGGGCCCCCAGGCAGAGCGGCGGGCCCCCAGGCGGGGCGAAAGGCAUCGGGCCCCCAGGCGGGGCGACAGGCAUUCGGAGCCCCAGGCGGGGCGACAGGCAUCGGGCCCCCCAGGCUGGAGGGGGACAGGCUUCGGGCCCCCAGGGUGGGGCGACAGGCUUCGGGCCCCCAGGCAGAGCGGCGGGCGCCAGGCCCUCAGGUGGAGCGACAGGCACCGGGCCCCCAGGAGGGGCGGCAGGCACCAGGCCCCCAGGAGGAGCGGCACGGGCGAUGGGCCCCCAGGCAGGGAGCGGCGGGCGCCGGGCCCCCAGGUGGAGCAGCGGGCACCAGGUCAUCAGGCACGACAACGGGCAUCGGGUCACCAGACAUCAGCGGGGCAUCGGGUCACCAGGCAUGACAGCGGGCACUGGG